Messenger RNA from Apaloderma vittatum (bar-tailed trogon), 882 nucleotides. It is a transcript of the gene MRPS31, whose product is annotated as mitochondrial ribosomal protein S31. The record is from RefSeq and is a predicted model, not a curated record. Gene Ontology annotation, molecular function: structural constituent of ribosome. Bases 25 to 882 code for a protein of 285 amino acids. Gene Ontology annotation, cellular component: mitochondrial small ribosomal subunit. NCBI's taxonomy places the organism in Eukaryota, Metazoa, Chordata, Aves, Trogoniformes, Trogonidae. The transcript has 6 exons.
AAGUUGUUGGACCUUAUUGGUAAUAUGAAAGUAGAAGUGAGCUACAGGAAGAAGCUCCAAGAGAUAAAAGCACGUGAGAUUGCAAAGCAAGCUACAGACAAGCUGGAAGGCCCAGACAGUGAAGGUGCUGCGCUUCGGAGAACUGCAGAACACAUCCAGCGAGUCAAGCCUUUAAAUCCAGAACUGGUGGAGGCUGCUUCUGCUGUUGCAUCUUCCCUGCCACUCAACAAGAAACAGACAGAAUCAGAGCUACUUGCACAACUAAGAAGACACGAAGAAACUACAGAUAAGCAGAAAAAGGGAGGAACUAUUAACAUACGCAACGUUAUUUCAGAAAUGGCAGUUAAAAAGCAAUCCCGAGCUCAGAGAGCCGUGAGGAUAUCCAAUCGCAUUUCCUUGGAAUUGGAUGAGGAUGGUCAGAGAAUUAAGCCUCAGUCUUUUGACUCCAGAAGAAGUCUCAAAGUAGGAAAGAGGCUUAAUAUAUUCGCUAAGGCUUCUACAGAAAGAGAAAAUGCACUGAAAACAGUAUCUUCACCAACAAUUUGGGAUGUGGAAUUUGCGAAGGAGAUUGCAGCAGUAACUGCACAGCCUCCCCGAAACGGUUUUGAGGAGAUGAUUGAGUGGACAAAAGAAGGAAUAUUGUGGGAGUUCCCAAUUGACAAUGAAGCCGGGAUGGAGGAUGAUGCUGAGUUUCACGAACAUAUAUUUCUGGAGAAACACCUCGAAGACUUUCCCAAGCAAGGACCUAUUCGCCACUUCAUGGAACUAGUCAUCUGUGGGCUUUCCAAAAACCCAUACCUCAGUGUUAAACAGAAGAUUGAACACAUUGAGUGGUUUCACAAAUAUUUUGAGGAAAAGAAGGAGUUUCUUCAAGAGAUUUGA